This is a messenger RNA of Pipistrellus nathusii (Nathusius's pipistrelle), 1521 nucleotides long. The record is from the annotation of a GenBank genome assembly. NCBI's taxonomy places the organism in Eukaryota, Metazoa, Chordata, Mammalia, Chiroptera, Vespertilionidae.
AUGGCGGAGUCGGCCGGAGCCUCCCCAUUCUUCCCCCUCGUCGUCCUCCUGCUCGCCAGCGGCAGCGGAUCCGGGCCGCGGGGAGCCCAGGCUCUGCUGUGUACAUGCACCAACUGCCUACAGGCCAACUACACGUGUGAAACGGAUGGGGCCUGCAUGGUUUCCAUCUUCAACCUGGACGGGAUGGAGCACCAUGUGCGCACCUGCAUCCCCAAGGAGGAGCUGGUCCCCGCCGGGAAGCCCUUCUACUGCCUGAGCUCCGAGGACCUGCGCAACACCCACUGCUGCUACACCGACUUCUGCAACAAGAUCGACCUGAGGGUGCCCAGCGGUCACCUCAAGGAGCCGCCUGAGCACCCUUCCAUGUGGGGCCCCGUGGAGCUGGUCGGCAUCAUUGCCGGCCCCGUGUUCCUCCUAUUUCUCAUCAUCAUCAUCGUUUUCCUUGUCAUUAACUAUCAUCAGCGUGUCUAUCACAACCGCCAGAGGCUGGACAUGGAAGAUCCCUCGUGUGAGAUGUGCCUGUCCAAAGACAAGACGCUCCAAGAUCUCGUCUACGAUCUCUCCACGUCGGGGUCUGGCUCAGGGUUACCGCUCUUCGUCCAGCGCACAGUGGCCAGGACCAUCGUCCUACAGGAGAUCAUUGGCAAGGGCCGGUUCGGAGAGGUGUGGCGCGGCCGCUGGAGAGGGGGCGACGUGGCUGUGAAGAUCUUCUCUUCUCGUGAAGAACGGUCUUGGUUCCGGGAAGCAGAGAUAUACCAGACAGUCAUGCUGCGUCACGAGAACAUCCUCGGAUUUAUUGCUGCUGACAAUAAAGAUAAUGGCACCUGGACACAGCUGUGGCUCGUCUCGGACUACCAUGAGCAUGGCUCCCUGUUUGAUUAUCUUAACCGGUACACGGUGACGAUCGAGGGGAUGAUCAAGCUGGCCUUGUCUGCUGCCAGUGGGCUGGCGCACCUGCACAUGGAGAUCGUGGGCACCCAAGGGAAGCCUGGGAUUGCUCAUCGAGACUUGAAGUCGAAGAACAUCCUCGUGAAGAAAAACGGCAUGUGCGCCAUCGCAGACCUGGGGCUGGCCGUGCGUCACGACGCCGUCACUGACACCAUUGACAUCGCCCCAAACCAGAGGGUGGGCACCAAACGAUACAUGGCCCCCGAAGUGCUUGAUGAAACCAUUAACAUGAAGCACUUUGACUCCUUUAAAUGUGCUGACAUCUAUGCCCUCGGGCUUGUGUAUUGGGAGAUUGCUCGAAGAUGCAAUUCUGGAGGAGUCCAUGAAGAAUAUCAGCUGCCGUAUUAUGACGUAGUGCCCUCUGACCCUUCCAUCGAGGAAAUGCGCAAGGUCGUAUGCGACCAGAAGCUGCGGCCCAACAUCCCCAACUGGUGGCAGAGCUACGAGGCGCUACGAGUGAUGGGGAAGAUGAUGCGAGAGUGCUGGUACGCCAACGGCGCGGCCCGCCUGACCGCUCUGCGCAUUAAGAAGACCCUCUCCCAGCUCAGCGUGCAGGAAGACGUGAAGAUCUAA